UGUGAAGUGGAGGGCGGAACGCACGGGGGCACACUUCCUUGCAUAAAUAAAGGAAAAACCUGCGCGGUCCCUUCAUUCCACGCCGUUGCACGUUAAGACUUCCUUGAAAGACGCAGUCAGAAAGCCAACAUGGGUGACAAGAAGGCUGUGAUAAAGAACGCAGACAUGUCUGAUGAAAUGCAGCAGGAUGCAGUGGACUGUGCCAUGCAGGCCAUGGAAAAGUAUAACAUUGAGAAGGAUAUCGCCGCCUAUGUCAAAAAGGAGUUUGACAAGAAGUACAACCCCACAUGGCACUGCAUUGUUGGGAGGAACUUUGGCAGCUACGUGACACAUGAGACGAAGCAUUUCAUCUACUUCUACCUGGGUCAAGUGGCUAUUCUGCUGUUCAAGUCUGGCUGAGACGUGGGCUCCUAAACUAUUUCAGCAUUUCUUCUCCCAUUUGCUACAUGACUACCUCCUAAUUUCUUGCUGUCUUCAGCCUGUUAUUAUUUUUGUCUCCUGCAACACUACUACCAACAGUGGCUGGUGCUUUGAGCUUGUGUAAUGCCUGGACUGGUGAUGUGUCAUUCAUAAAAAAUGCCAAUAUAAAAUGACUUAUGGUGACAGCACUCAGUCAGCCUCUGCACUUCUGACAGACUCAUUAUGGCUCAUGACUUCCCAGUAAUUUGCUGUGCGGUGCUGCACAGACUUUGUAUGUUAGUUCACAUGACUGUAUAAUUUAUUUUCAUUGAAUUAAAAUGAGCAACAGCCUUUUUUGUUAUCCUUUAGAUUUUCACUGACAAACCAUGCUGAGACUGUUGCUUACAUGAAAUAAAGGAUGCAAAAUACUGAGAGAUUUUAGGGGUUUUGUACAUGCCUAAACAUUCCUGUUGACACUUGUAGUGUUGUUGUAGAUCUUUGGGAAUGUAAUUCAGUGAGUAGUCAUUGUGAUAUUUUCAUCAUAUUGACCAGAAAAACUUUGACAACAGUAAAUUGGUUCAAAAUGUGUUGUGUGUGCUUUAAAUUCAUUUGUGCAUGUACAAUGCGGUGUAUAAGGCAAAAACUGAAUUUGUACAGUUUCAAAUGAUCUUAAAAGCUAGUAUUUGGUAUGAACACCUUUAUUCAACACUUAAGUUCUUGUGUAAUGUGGCGUACUGCAGCCUUCUCUCACAGUUUGCGUUCCUGUGAAAAAAAAAAUUACAGUAAAGUUAAGCAGCAUUUUAGAAAAAAUAAAUAAAUGGCAAAUCAAACUUGUGGAAGCUAAUGUCUGC
Pelmatolapia mariae (spotted tilapia) is the source of this 1250-nucleotide messenger RNA. RefSeq names its product dynein, light chain, LC8-type 2b (gene dynll2b). The coding region runs from base 130 to 399 and encodes 89 amino acids. The record is from RefSeq and is a predicted model, not a curated record. Gene Ontology annotation, biological process: microtubule-based process. The transcript has 3 exons. Gene Ontology annotation, cellular component: cytoplasmic dynein complex. NCBI's taxonomy places the organism in Eukaryota, Metazoa, Chordata, Actinopteri, Cichliformes, Cichlidae. Gene Ontology annotation, molecular function: dynein intermediate chain binding.